Molecule: messenger RNA, 1068 nt
Organism: Cannabis sativa
Lineage: Eukaryota; Viridiplantae; Streptophyta; Magnoliopsida; Rosales; Cannabaceae
Exons: 7
Coding region: 50-796 (248 amino acids)
Source: RefSeq, a predicted model, not a curated record
UCAUUACACCAAUACACCCCCUUCCAUGGAAUUAUCCAAACAGAGCUAAAUGGGGUUUGAAGAGUUGGAACCCAUCUUCGGGGAGUUGAAAGUGGAGUGGGCGACUAAGCAAUCGUCCGAAGAGUUGGAUCGAUUUUUGUUUCAUGUUCAUGCUAGCGCUGCCGAUACUUCUCGUCUCACAAUCCAUGUUACUGAUUUCCACUCCAACACUUGGGAGGCCGUACGAUCGGUUCUGCAGCUGGAGGACAUGAGGGAUGAUAUUGGAAUAGGAGGGUCUUGGUCUGAGUUUAUGGAGUAUGUCAUGGCAUCCUUAAAAUCUCAAGAUGUAAAGCUUAUUCUUGAUGGACAUUCUAACUCGAACAAUGGUGCUGCAAGUGCAAAGUUAGUUGCUCAGAAAUCAAAGGGAAUGCCGGUGAUCUCCAUUUCUCUUACAAAACUAUCAGGCCCUGCUGCUAGUGCUGCUAUUGCAAAUCUGUCUCUUCAUCUCUUCAGAGCAUUCAAAAGCACCCGUGAGUUAUUUGUCGAAGAGCAAAAUCGUUCUUUACUGUUGACAAAAGAGAUAUCUGCUGAGAGGGAAAAGAAUGAAAGCAUUCUAAAGCAAUUAGACCAGUCCAAGAGGCCAAAGUUACAGAGGAGUAACUCCACUGACAAAGCUGUUACUCCGGAGAAACAAGCAGCUCGAGAUACAGUAUCAACAAAGGUUACCAAUCGUGUUGUGCCUGCACAUCGAAGGGCUAGAGUCCGGGGCGUCCUUCUACAGGAUAUUGAAGAUACUGAAGAUGAGAAGAAGCAAUGAUAUCCGACAUUAGGACACUAUUUUUUUACAAAACAAAAGGUUCAGGUUAUAGCAAUAUAAUAGGAAAAAGAAGUUGAAAUAUACUUAAGAAAAAACACUAAAUUAUGGAAGAAAACAUUGUAGGUAGAUGUAGUUUCAUCUGAAGUUCUGAAGAAAUGAUUCUGUAGGCGUAUUUUUUCUGUAAAGGAACAUGUCUAUAUGUAAUGGGACCAAGAGGAUCAAAAGAUCCAUCAUCUUGAUAUAUUUAUAAGCCUAAAUAGUUUUUUCUUGGA